AUGUGCUUCAUUCAAAAGACUCCAGAAGGAGGUUUUUUGGAGAUGAUUUUAAUGGAUGAGAGGUUGUUCUUUACAAAAGGAACAAUUGUAAAAGAACAUGAGCUUCUUGAAAUUCCUGAACAUGUAUAUGACUUUACUACAUUUGAAGAAAUAUUGAGUGGACAAGCUUCAUCUGAUGUGUUAGUAGAUGUGAUUGGUCAGUUUGUUGACAUAGAGCAAGAACGCUAUGAUAAUCCAAAGAUGGUCAUUCAUAUGAAGGACCCACGGUUAUCAAAUUUUAUGGAGAAACAUGAAACUGGACCUAUCAUUAUAAUCCUAACACUAGCCAAGAUAAAGGACCCAAAAGGUGAAUGUCCUAUUAUUAUCCAAGGCUCUCAUGAUUCAAAGCUUCUCAUCAAUGAAAAUAUUGUAGAGAUCCAACAAUAUAGGAACAGAUUGGACUCAGUCCCUGUUUGUGAGUCAUUAAGUCAAGCCAUCUCUCAGAUUUCAUCAGUUUUUGAAGCUUCUACUAUAGACAAGUUUUUUGUGAAUACUCCAGUCAAGAGUGUGAUGGAAAUAAAUGAAUUUGAUCGGGAAUUGUUUUGUGUCACACUUGCAAAAAUAGAGAAAUUUUUUGUUGCAAAUGGGUGGAGCUACGAAGGAUGCUCUAGGUGCAAUGUUAAAGGUGAUCCCGAAACAACAUAUAUUUGCUCAGGUUGUGGGAAAAGUAACACAGGAACAGUUGCAAGGUUUAGAAUAGAGAUUCUAGUUUCUCAAGAAAAAGAGUGUGCAGAGUUUGUGUUAUGGGACAAAGAGUGUGUACAAUUGUUGAAUGUAACUGCUGCUGAGCUAAAAAAGCAAUUGAUAGAUGAUGGUGAGGUCGAUCCAUUGGCUUUUCCUGAAGCUAUAGAGUGUAUUUUGGGAAAGAUGUUAGCUUUCAAGAUAAAAGUGCAGCCAAGAUGUCGAAAAUCAUUUGUCAUCCAAAUAUCAGAUGAUGAACAAAUUAUCGAUUCCAUCAAGUUAAAAUUACCAUCUGAUGAGGUUUGA
Glycine soja is the source of this 1026-nucleotide messenger RNA. RefSeq lists its product as uncharacterized. Lineage: Eukaryota; Viridiplantae; Streptophyta; Magnoliopsida; Fabales; Fabaceae. Bases 1 to 1026 code for a protein of 341 amino acids. The transcript is spliced from 9 exons. The record is from RefSeq and is a predicted model, not a curated record.